AUGAACAGUUUUCGCCGACAGAGGCCUGUCAUGUGUCCAUUUGAUUAUCUUGUCUUUGUUCGGAAGAUCAUCAAGAACUUUAUUGGCUACAUCAAGCUGAACGUUUUAGCAUACUCGCCAUCUGUGAAUGGUUUUCCGUUCCUCACUAUUGCUAAAGAUCCAACAAAGCUAGCGAAAUCAAGCUGCAAACGUGAGGCUCUGAAGUUCAAGAGGACCUACGAUGACUACCGCUGCAUACUCGACGAGAGCUACUUCAGGAGCAGAAACCAGAACAUUCUCAGACCGGCUCUACACUGGGACUUUAAUCUUUUCUCACUGGAAAGAUUAACUGCAGGCUUCCCGCUCCUCCACAUGGCAACAUACCUGUUUGAAAAGAGCAAAUUUCUGCAAAAAUUUGAAUUAGAUUUUUUUGAAAUGCAGCGCGCCUUUAAAGCCAUUGAAGACCUAUAUCAUGAGACCAAUCCCUACCACAAUGCCCUUCAUGCGACUGACGUGGCACAGGCCUCAUACUGUCUCUUGAAAGAACUCAGGGGCUCCCUUCUGGAGAACCACCACGCCAAUGUCAGUAUUGCCAUCUUCUCGCGGACCCAAGUCUUUAAGGGAUUCUCACCACGGCGGUGGCGCUCGCUUACUCUCACGAUUAAAACCCUCAUUUUGGCUACAGACAUAACAAGACAGUCGGAACUGCUGCAGAGAUUCGAGUCUUUUAACAAGGCAAAAGAUGUAAAGAAGGAGGUCGAAGAGUACAAGUGGACAUCAGAGGAUGUUCUCCUUGUGCAGCAGAUUGCUAUAAAGUGUGCAGACAUAUCGAAUCCCUGCAGAUCAUGGGAGGUCUGCUCCCUUUGGGCGAGUUUCAUCACGGAGGAGUUCUUCAAACAGGGAGAUCGAGAGAAGAGGCUCAACCUGCCUGUCUUACCGACAAUGGACAGGGAGAAGACGACAAAGGCCAAGGUUCAAAUCGGUAAGUUUCAUCCCCCCCCCUUUGGCUUUUAUGAAUCAUCUCAAUCCACAGCCAGUCGGUAUCGCAACGUUUAA
Dibothriocephalus latus is the source of this 1035-nucleotide messenger RNA. NCBI's taxonomy places the organism in Eukaryota, Metazoa, Platyhelminthes, Cestoda, Diphyllobothriidea, Diphyllobothriidae. The record is from the annotation of a GenBank genome assembly.